This is a messenger RNA of Moesziomyces antarcticus, 2367 nucleotides long. Its product is annotated as s-adenosyl-L-methionine-dependent methyltransferase. The transcript has a single exon. Lineage: Eukaryota; Fungi; Basidiomycota; Ustilaginomycetes; Ustilaginales; Ustilaginaceae. The record is from RefSeq and is a predicted model, not a curated record. Gene Ontology annotation, molecular function: nucleic acid binding; peptidyl-tRNA hydrolase activity; protein methyltransferase activity. The coding region runs from base 1 to 2367 and encodes 788 amino acids. Gene Ontology annotation, biological process: protein methylation. Gene Ontology annotation, cellular component: mitochondrion.
AUGCCGACCGAGAUCGGACGAGCGAGCGCCGACCAACUCCGCGGGGGCGCAGAAAUCAGUGUUAGGUUCAAAUUCAAAGCUCGGCACUCGGGACUGCGCGGGGGCUUCCUCCACCUAUCCAACUUUUCUUCUCGACUUCUUUCUUGCAACCACGGACACAGCGAGGGCACUCCAAGGACAUGUGCGCCGGGGGAGUGCAGACUUGAAAGCAUGCUCGGCACCACAACGAGCACGGCAACCGUCCGAGCAGCCUGGCGUCCCUUUUCCACCACCGUCUCUGUCGGUUUCGCCAGCAGCUCCAAGCGCGACCCGGCUGCAUUCUGGACUUCGGACGAGCGGCUCAUCAAAGCGAUCCGUCGCAGGCAAGAGACAUACCGGUUGGCUCAGGUCGGCAACAGCGCGCGCAAGAAGUCGGACCGCGUCGAAGCCGCCCAGCUCGCCAACGCCGAGGUGCGCUGGCUUGUGCAGCACGUCCGAAAGCUCCAGACCGACACCGCCGCCAGCGAGCAGAACUCUCGUCAGAUUCUGGACAGGAACUCACGGCGUAAGCUCGUUGCUAUGGCGACGCAGAUGACACGCGCCAAUGUGCCGCUGUCCUAUCUGCUCGGCUCGAUGCCAUUUGGAUCGCUGCCCGUCGAGCUCACCGUCCGACCGCCCACCCUCCUGCCGCGGCCAGAAACCGAGCACUGGGCAACUGCAGUCGUCGCCGAUCUUCUUCGCGCCAUCGAGGCGUCCACCACCUCAAGCUCGAGCACACCUCCGACCAUUCGCAUCGCGGAUCUCUGCACGGGCUCGGGGUGCGUGGCGCUACUCAUCGCUCAUGCGCUACGCAGCGAGCUCGGCGAUGACGCAGACUGGCGCGUUGUGGCGUGCGAUCGGUCGCCGCUAGCGGUCCACCUCGCCAGGGAGAACGCGGCGAAGCUCGGAUUCAGUGAGCGCAACGUACGCAUUGUCGAGGCCGACGUGUUUAGCGACGUGGAUAUGGACGGUCUGGCGAGCAUUGCGGGCGGGCCGUUCGACGUGGUGGUUAGCAACCCGCCCUACAUCCCGCGCAGGGAGUGGCAGACGCUGUCGGCCGAAGUCAGGGCGCACGAGGAUCCCGCCGCGCUGAUUGGAGAGCGAGACAUUCCCCCUGCUACGUUGGAGCGAGUGCCGGGGGAAGGCAUUGUACAAGACGGCGGGAGUGAUGUGCAGCGCAGCUUUGUCGAUCGCACAGGGCUGGCGUUUCACCAACGCCUGGCAGAGCUCCUGUAUCGUCCGUCGUUUUCCGCUCGCGAUUCGCAGUGGAGGGCGCAUGGUGUGCCGCGGCUCGUCGCAGAGUACGGCAAGGGUCAGCAGCGACUGGUAGCCAAGCUGCAUGCCGAGCUCGUGGCGCCGGCGGACAGACUGCCGCGCGUCGUAAGACUGCCUAAACACCAGCUGGUCGUGGUUGGCGUGGGGAAUGCUACCACGCAUCCGCUGACGCGGCAUUCGAUCGGACAGGUGGUGCUGGACCCGCUGCUUGCACGGCUUGUCGCGCACGAUGCGCAGAUACGACGGCAUCUCGCCCAGGCGCGCGACGGCCUGGAACAGGAGCGCACCGAAGCGCUCGCCUCGGGUCGAAUCGAUCCGCAUGCUCGACCCGACUGGACGCAGCCCGUACCUGCUCAAAUUCCGCUAUCUUGCGCGUCGACAGAGGGGCAGUAUCUUGACCCGAAUGACAGGGUCGCAAUGCCGACCGAGCUGACCAAAGUCCGGGCGGGUAAGAGCGGUGGAUGGGCUGCAACGUUUCCACUGCUUGUGCGUUCUGACUCCUCAUCGCACGUGUACCAGGUCGAGGUAUCGCUGUACAAGCCGAGCCAAGCGAUGAACCUGUCCGGUGUAGGUCUGCGCGCCUUCCUCACCGCGCACCAUCCCAAUCCCACCGACCCUGCGGUUGUAGACGAUACACUCGUGCUACAAGACGAUCUUGACAUUGAUUUCGGACUGGUCAAAUCCAAGAGCACCGGCUCGGCGAGCGGCCACAACGGCGUACGUGAUAUCCUUGCGCGCCUAAACGUCGUCGAUACCAAACUCGCCCGCCUCAGAAUAGGUAUCGGUCGUCCUCCUCCUCCCGCUAAAGAAGCCAAGAAUGAGUGGCUACCAUCGCUUGGAAAGAAGGCUGCAAAGGCGAUACCCGUGGAUAAAUGGGUGCUUUCCAAGCUCUCCAAAGAUGAACUGGCCAGCUGCACAGCCCGGGAUGGCGCGGUGGUGGGGCAGGUGGAAACGGCCGCGUUGGAGUGGAUACAACAGCGAUGCGCCCACAUCGCCGCAGCAAACGACAGAGAGCCAAAGUUGGCCAUGCGCAAAGACCAGUUCGGCAUGCACCGCUCCGUCUGGAUCUACUAG